ACAAAGCAAUUGUUUUAACCAUAUGUCACAAAUAUUACAUUUUCCUUCGCAUAAACUGCACUGUAAUAAUUCUAAACCCCUUCUCUGCAUCACCGUCAACUAUAUCUCUCUUGCAGAUCGGUUAGACUCGAAACCCUGCUAUUGCCACUGCGCUAGCUAGGGUUUCAUUUCACCUUCUCCGAACAAUCUCGCUCCCGCAUGCUCAACACAAACCAAUCGCAUUACUCAGCAAUUCGGUGGAGCUAAUUCCCCAACAGAUGAUAUGAAACCGUGCUCGCGGACCAAGCCUCUUCUUCUGCUCUUUCUGCUGCUUCUCCACCAUCACGCCGCCGUCGUUCUCUCCGAUGCUUCCAAAACCAAAAACAACUUCCGCGAGCGCGAAGCCUCCGAUGACUCACUCGGAUACCCUGAAAUAGAUGAAGAUGCUCUUGUGAAUUCGAAGUGUCCUAAGAAUUUGGAGCUCAGAUGGCAAACUGAAGUUAGUUCAAGCAUCUAUGCAAAUCCCUUGAUUGCUGAUAUUAAUAGUGAUGGGAAGCUUGAGGUCGUGGUUCCCUCUUUUGUUCACUACCUUGAGGUUCUAGAAGGUGCUGAUGGGGACAAAAUGCCAGGCUGGCCUGCUUUUCACCAAUCAACUGUGCAUUCUAGUCCUCUUCUAUAUGACAUUGACAAAGAUGGGGUGAGAGAAAUAGCUUUGGCAACCUACAAUGGUGAAGUUUUGUUUUUCAGGGUUUCGGGCUAUCUAAUGUCGGAUAAGCUAGAGAUCCCACGUAGGAAGGUGCUAAAAGAAUGGUUUGUGGGCUUGGAUCCUGACCCAGUGGAUCGUUCUCACGCUAAUAUUCAUGAUGACCAACUUGUCCAAGAGGCUACCAUCAAGAAUUCUAUGUCUCAAAUGAAUGGAAGUAGACAUGAAGCUAAAUCUUCAGUGGCCACAUCUACCGAGAACCCCCCAGACACAAAAAAACAGUCUAAUCCUGAGCCAGAAAAGAAAGUAAAUGGAAGUCAAGUAGGUGAGAGCAUUAAGGUGUCUAAUCUUGAGCCGGUAAAGAAAAUAAAUGGAAGUGAAGUAGAUGAGCGUCUGAAGGUGCCUAAUCUUGAGCCAGAAAAGAAAAUAAAUGGAAGUCAAGUAGAGGAGAGUAUUAAGGUGCCUAAUCUUGAGCCAGAAAAGAAAAUAAAUGAAAAUCAAGUACAUGAAAGUAUUAAGGUGCCAACAAAUGUUAAUAAUUCCUCUGUGAAUGCCGGGUCUCUGGAAACGGUUCACACAGAAAAUAAGACCAGCACUGGGAGACGUUUGCUGGAAGAUAACAAUUCCAAAGAAGCAAAGCAAGGUGUUUCUGAAACAGAGGGUAUUCAAGCUUCAACUGUGGAAAAUGAGGAAGUCUUGGAAGCUGAUGCUGAUUCAUCUUUUGAGUUAUUCCGCAAUAGUGAAGAGCUGGCUGAUGAGUAUAGCUAUGAUUAUGAUGAUUAUGUUGAUGAAACAAUGUGGGGUGAUGAAGAAUGGACUGAAGUUAAGCAUGAUAAAUUAGAGGAUCAUGUAAAUGUUGACUCUCACAUCUUGUGCACUCCUGUCAUUGCAGAUAUUGACAAUGAUGGUGUUUCAGAAAUGAUUGUUGCUGUUUCUUAUUUCUUUGAUCACGAGUAUUAUGACAACCAGGAGCAUCGGAAAGAACUGGGUGACAUUGACAUUGGGAAAUAUGUUGCUGGUGGAAUUGUUGUUUAUAAUCUGGAUACGAAGCAAAUUAAAUGGACUGCAGAUCUUGAUCUGAGUACUGAUACUUCAAACUUCCGAGCCUACAUAUAUUCUUCCCCAACUGUUGUAGAUUUGGAUGGUGAUGGGAAUCUUGACAUUCUCGUUGGAACCUCGUAUGGCAUGUUUUAUGUAUUGGAUCAUCAUGGUAAGGUUAGAGAAAAGUUUCCUCUUGAGAUGGCCGAGAUUCAAGGAUCUGUUGUUGCAGCUGAUGUCAAUGAUGAUGGGAAAAUUGAGCUAGUUGGUGCUGAUGCACAUGGAAACGUUGCUGUAUGGACUCCAAAAGGAGAUUUAGUCUGGGAAAAACAUCUGAAGAGUCUUAUUCCGCAGGGUCCAACUGUUGGUGAUAUUGAUGGGGAUGGCCAUACUGAGCUUGUUGUGCCAACACUAUCUGGGAAGAUUCAUGUUCUGGAUGGAAGAGACGGGUCAUCUAUAGGGCGGUAUCCAUAUCCAACUCAUGGAAGAAUAAUGAAUCAAAUUCUUCUAGUUGAUUUAAAUAAACCCAAAGAGAAAAAGAAGGGUUUAACUAUUGUUACCACGUCAUUUGAUGGAUAUUUGUAUCUCAUUGAUGGACCUACUGGAUGUGCUGAUGUUGUUGACAUUGGUGAAACUUCGUAUAGCAUGGUCUUGGCAGACAAUGUUGAUGGUGGGGAUGAUCUUGAUCUAAUUGUCACAACUAUGAAUGGCAAUGUCUUUUGCUUCUCAACUCCAUCUCCUCAUCAUCCCCUAAAGGCAUGGAGAUUGCCUAGUCAAGGAAGAAACAACGUUGCAAAUAUGUACAAUCGUGAAGGUAUAUAUGUUACCCAUCCUUAUAGGGCAUUCCGUGAUGAGGAAGGCAAAAGCUUUUGGGUGGAAAUUGAGAUUGUAGAUAAUUACAGAUACCCAUCUGGGCAUCAAGGACCAUACAAAGUCACUACAUCCUUGCUAGUACCUGGGAAUUACCAAGGCGAGAGAACAAUAAAGUUGAACAAUACCUAUGAUCUACCUGGGAAAUAUCGGAUUAAGCUGCCAACUGUGUCGGUAAGGACCACGGGAACAGUUUUGGUUGAGAUGGUUGACAGAAAUGGACUGUAUUUCUCUGAUGAUUUCUCCCUUACAUUCCAUAUGCACUACUAUAAACUGUUGAAGUGGCUUCUUGUACUUCCAAUGCUUGGGAUGUUUGGUGUGCUUGUAAUCUUUCGCCCACAAGACUCAAUGCCAUUACCAUCAUUUUCGAGGAACAUUGAUUAAUGAUGAUUACUUUAUUUCAUAUCAUAGGCAUCAUUCAAUUCAGAAAAUGUGAAUAUUUUAUGUCAAAUUGAGUAGAAACUGUUUAUGGUGUAUGCCUUUGGUGCUGCCCUGAACUUUGAUCUGAGUUGAAGCGGGUUCUUUUCGAGCUGAAGAGUUCAGCGAAGUUGAGGUUACUUUAGAGAUAGUUGAAGAUUCAAGAGUGAAUUAUAUUUUAAAGUUGAUGUUGUAGUGUAGUGUAAUCUGAUACCUAAAUGUUUGACUGAGCUACAUACAUUUUUUUCCCAUCUUUGAAACAAAAUAGAUAUUUAUAAGUAAUACACAGUUUUAUCCGA
Vigna radiata var. radiata (mung bean) is the source of this 3306-nucleotide messenger RNA. Its product is annotated as protein DEFECTIVE IN EXINE FORMATION 1. The record is from RefSeq and is a predicted model, not a curated record. Gene Ontology annotation, molecular function: protein binding. The transcript is spliced from 13 exons. NCBI's taxonomy places the organism in Eukaryota, Viridiplantae, Streptophyta, Magnoliopsida, Fabales, Fabaceae. The coding region runs from base 263 to 2974 and encodes 903 amino acids.